Molecule: messenger RNA, 385 nt
Organism: Striga hermonthica
Lineage: Eukaryota; Viridiplantae; Streptophyta; Magnoliopsida; Lamiales; Orobanchaceae
Source: the annotation of a GenBank genome assembly
AUUCUUUAUGGUUCGGCUCCUUCUUUGUCUCAUUUGCGGGUUUUUGGUUGCCUUUGUUACGCUCACAAGAUCGUAAUGGUGACAAGUUUACUGCCCGGAGUCGUCGUUGUCUAUUUGUUGGUUAUCCUUUUGGCAAAAAGGGGUAGAGUUUGUAUGAUUUGGAUCAUCAGAUUUCCUUUCUCUCGUGAUGUGGAGUUUCUUGAGGCUGAAUUCCCAUACCACUCAGACUCGUCUGAGCCAGAUUUUUUCCACCACCUCUUGUUGUGCCUGUUUCUUCUGAGCCGAAUGAUGAUUAGGAUCUUCUGGUUGUCUCUUUACCUCAUGUUUCUCCUAAUACUGGGUCUUCUGCUACUGAUAUGGACACGUCUGACGAUAGGGGGAUUCA